Molecule: messenger RNA, 4876 nt
Organism: Biomphalaria glabrata
Lineage: Eukaryota; Metazoa; Mollusca; Gastropoda; Planorbidae
Product: probable E3 ubiquitin-protein ligase HERC4
Exons: 30
Coding region: 314-3502 (1062 amino acids)
Biological process (GO): ubiquitin-dependent protein catabolic process; protein ubiquitination
Molecular function (GO): ubiquitin protein ligase activity
Source: RefSeq, a predicted model, not a curated record
AGCAAAUGAUCAAUAAAAAAAAAACACUGAAAUAUGUUAUUCUAGCCAAACAACUCAAACUAAACUGUACUAAAACUAAACUAACUUCUAAGCAACAUCAUCGCAUAAAUGAUAUUUUAAACCCAAGUCUCAACAGUAUCAGUGUUUUUUUUUUUCAAUUCUCCUGAAGACGAUUUGGUUUCUAAACAGAUGCCCUAAAUGUUGCUCUUGCCAGUGGAGUUGGAGCCAUAAUGAUGAAAUCAAUAAUAUUACUAUGUUCAAAACCAAUUAUUUACAUGUUUUGAUGACAUUUUGAUUCAUUUUUAAAAGAACAAUGCCAGUGGUUCUUGCAUGGGGAAAGGAGAAUUCUGGAGCACUUGGACUAGGUGGCUCCGAAAGAAAUACAGUAUUAACUCCAAGCCAAAUUCCUUCAUUAGAUGGGAAGGAAAUAAGGAGUAUAAGCAGUGGAGUAGGACAUACACUAGUGUGUUUGAAAGAUGGUCAAGUUCUUAGCUGUGGUUCUAAUGACUUCAGACAAUGUGGGCGAGAUACAAACCUUAACAAAUUAGGUGAAGUUGGAGAAGGUCUACAGCCCCAUCAUGUGAUUCAAGUGGCUGCUGGAGCCUCACAUAGUGUUGUACUCACUCAAGCUCAUGAAGUUCUUACAUGGGGUAAAAAUACUGAGGGUCAGUUGGGAAGGGGAGAUGUGGAAGAAAGUUCUAGAGGAACACCUAAGUUGGUAAAAUCUCUUGCUGUUUGCUGUGUGCUCCAAGUUGCAUGUGGAUAUGACCACACUAUUGUGUUAACUAAUGAGGGCUGUGUUGGUACAUGGGGCUCUAAUGCCUAUGGACAACUUGGUCUGGGGCCAAACAAAAGUCCCUGGAUCAAUAUACCUAAUUUUAUCACCUGUUUGAAAGGAUUACCUAUUGCCCAAGUUGCUGCAGGCGGCAAUCAUUCUCUGAUCCUUUCAAAGUCUGGUGCAGUCUAUGGAUGGGGCAGGAACAGUUUUGGUCAGCUGGGAUUAAAUGACACAUCAGAUUGCUAUUUGCCCAACCAAUGUAGACCAUUGCGUAGUCAAAGAAUAAAAUAUAUUUGUUGUGGUGAAAAUCAUACUGCUUGUCUUACAGUGGAUGGUAGAGUGUUUACUUAUGGGGCAGGUACAUAUGGUCAACUUGGCCAUGGUAGUUACAACAAUGAGAUCUUACCUAGGCAGGUGAUAGAGUUGUCAGGAAGUGAGGUGUCUCAGAUUGCUUGUGGAAGAAGUCAUACCAUGGCCUUUGUUCCCAAAUCUGGACGUCUGUACACUUUUGGACUUGGUGGAAGUGGACAACUUGGGCUUUCAACUACAGAAAAUAAAAACACUCCAGUCUUUAUAUCAGGACCUUUUGUCUCAGGAACUGCACAGCACACAUCCAUGCAGGUAGACAAUCAAGGUCCAGAUGUGAAAGUGAAGAGUAUUCAUGCAGGUGGAGAUCACAGUUUUGUGAUAGCUGAAGAUGUUGAUCUGUGUCAGCCAGAUGAUUAUAGAGUAGAAGAUCCCACAAGGCAAAUACUAACUUUAUCUCAGGGUAGAAUUGAGAUGCUUCGUCCUCUGCAGAAGAAUGACACCCCAUCAGUUGAAAUAGCUGAUGAGAUGACAAAAAUUUUCUCUAAUUCUUCAUGUAUCAAUGGCUCAUUUCUCUUACCAAAUGACGAGCACUGCAACACAACCAGUAAAAAACAUGGUGUAGACAUGAAUGCUGUCAGAACAUUUUUUCAAGACUUAGCCAAAAUUUCCAAUGUUGAAAUUAUACAAAAAAUAUCUCUAGCAAUAGAACAAAGUUUGUACCCAUCUUUACCUCAGUCACCACCUGAUGUAGAAGCCCUGCGUAUCUACCUUAUAUUACACGAGUUUCAUUUGUUUGAUCAGCCCAAGUUGUACAGUUCAAUCAUUUGUCCAUUCGCCAAGUCUCUUCUGUCCCUCAGCAAAGUAGCCUUAAAUGUAUUUAAUUCAUGGUGGCAGAUUAACCAACCGUCUUUCUUUAAUAGAUUAAUUGUGAUUUACAAAAGUUGUAUAGAAUUUUUAUUACAGUUACCUGACACCACAAAUCAUUUGGAAGUUAGCAAAAGGCAGGAAGGGCUUUUUAUAUCAAUGGAAAUGUUAAGAAAACUAAAUGAAGUGAAUGAAGCUCACAAUCAGAUCAUCCCAUAUCACAAAUUUUAUGUCCCUGAAUUAAAAGAUAGAGUGAAUAUACGAGAUGACUACAUCAGCUGGGUACAGAGAACCAAUCGCCUAAGCCAGGUGGGCGGUGUGACCAUACAGACAGGGUUGUAUUUCUGCAAUUAUCCAUUUUUGUUUGAUGGUGCUGCUAAAAGUGUAUUACUUCAAACUGAUGCUGCUCUACAAAUGCAGAAUGCCAUUGAGAGUGCUCAUAGAAUCAACUUAAUUAGUUGUUUUACACCUAUGCAAAUAUUUGACCCUGUGAACCCAUGUCUUAUACUUAAAGUGAGUCGGAACACAAUAGUUCAAGACACACUAAAUGAGCUGCAUUCCAAACAUAGUGCAGAUCUGAAGAAACCUCUGAAGGUCAUUUUUCUAGGAGAGGAAGCUGUGGAUGAAGGAGGCGUGAGAAAAGAAUUUUUUAUGUUACUUUUACGUGAAGUAUUGGAUCCUAAGUAUGGGAUGUUCAAACUUCAUGAGGAAUCGAAUCUUCAGUGGUUUAAUCCUUCGACAUUUGAAGAUCCUAAUAUGUUUCACAUGAUUGGAAUUUUAUGCGGACUAGCUAUCUAUAAUUUUACUAUCAUCAAUCUUCAGUUUCCAUUAGCAUUAUAUAAAAAGUUAUUAAAAAAGCCAGUGACAGUAGAUGAUGUCAAAGAGUUAGAUCCAGGUGUAGGAAAAGGCCUACAAGAUCUACUUGAUUAUGAUGGAGAUGAUUUUGAGGCUGUAUUUAAUUUAUCUUUUGAGAUUAUGCAAGAACAGUUUGGUGAAAUCAAGUCAGUAGAAUUAUGUACAGAUGGUAAAAACAAGCUUGUCAAUCAGACAAACAAGCAUGAGUACAUCAACCUAUAUGUUGACUAUUUGUUGAAUAAGUCAGUAGAAGUUCAGUUCAAAGCUUUUAGUGAAGGAUUUCAUAGUGUGUGUGGUGGCAAUGUCUUGGAUUUAUUUCACCCUCAAGAACUCCAGGCCAUGGUAGUUGGGAAUGAAGAUUAUGACUUCACUGAAUUUGAAAAGAAUACAGAUUACAAAAAUGAUUAUCAUAAAUAUCAUCCAACCAUCAAAAUGUUUUGGGAAGUUUUUCAUGAGAUGAGCUUAGAAGACAAAAAAAAAUUUUUGUUGUUUUUAACAGGCAGUGAUCGUAUUCCAGUAUUUGGCAUGAAAAAUGUCAAGAUGACCAUUCAGCCUGCAGGUGGCGGAGAGAAAUUUUUGCCAGUAGCUCAUACCUGUUUCAAUCUGUUAGAUCUACCACGCUACACUGUCAAGUCCACUUUGAGAGAAAAGCUUCUUUUGGCCAUCCAACAGACAGAAGGUUUUGGUUUAGUGUAAUUGUAAUUACAGUUGAUAUGACUUCCUGAACUAAGAAAUGAAAGGAAUGUUUCUUUCUGUGCUAAAGACAUAACUUGUACUCCCCAUGUAAUAUUGCUAGAUGAUAAUAUUUUAAGAACUGUAUUUCAAUCAUUUACUUAUCAGCCCAGGUUUUGGUUUCUUCCAUCCUGAACCUGAACCUAAUAGUCCCAUUAAACAUGUGCUGGACUAAAUCCAUGGCUUUAUUUCACAUUCACUUGUUUAAUUGUUUGUAUUCUUUUUAGUUUCACUUUUUGUUUUCUACACUGGUUUCAUUUUUUGUGUGGCUUUUAAAACAAAAAUAGAAGAUAGGUUUUUUUUUUAACUUCAAUAUUUAGUAGGAAAAAUAAAAGCUUACAAUUUGUUGUAUCCAGGUGAUUCUCUUCUAGAAAUAAUAUUGUGCUCUUAUUUAUUAAAAACGAAAGAAUCAGAUUUCAAACAUAUCUAAAAUGGGUAGCUCAGAAUCCUGUUUUUGGAUUGUUUUCACAACUUGUAAACACUGCAGAUUAAUAACAACUUUCAAAACCUUCACCAAUGUUUAGAAAUGUUCAGUUUCUAUGUUUGGCUUCAUCUGUUAUGAAGAUAAGAUCUGAUGAUAUUCAAAGGCCACAGAAAGGAAUGAAUUUUACUUCAGAUCUUUUAAAAAAAUAAAUGUGCUUACUGAUGCUGACAAUAUUUAGACAUGCUUCUUUGUCUUGACAAUGUCAAAAGCAAAUGUUCUCUAAUUAGACAAAAAGAUGAGAUCAAGAAAUUUUAUUUUAGAUCAUUUAUUUUCUUUCCCACUUAUUGAUAAAUAGAAAUGAAAAACAGUAGUUGUUUUAUACAUUGGACUCACCUUUUCAAGUCUUUUCAUGUUUUUCUUGUGUGUUUUAUUUGUAAUUGAAACAUUCAGCCAUGUUUUCUAAGAGCCAACUGGAAUAUAGAUUUACCAUUAGGUUUGUUUGGAUGGUCAUCACAAAAUAGUAUAGGAUUUGUGUGUCUGCAGCUCAAGGGAAAUAUCAUUUCCCUAUUUGUAUAAUGCAAUAAGUAUUAAUUAUGUAGGGCCUUGUAGAUCUCUUAUUGAUUUUUCUUUUACAUUUAUUUUUAAAGCUUAGAUUUAUUUUUUUUUAUUAACCAACUGGCAAUUAUUUGUCGUUUCUUAUUUGAAGCAAUAGAUCCACCUAUUUCCCCUUGUGAAAUAUUUGAAGGAUGUUUUAAUACAAGUUAUACAGAUGUAUACAAAGAUAUAUAUAUAUAAAGUGGAUUUCUUUAGACAUGCUUUUAUUCUAACAUUCAUAUAGACUGAUGUUUUAUUAUGAUGAUUUCUUUGUGCUAUGGUAUUAUAUUGUGUUUUGAAAAUAUAUCAGGACAAACUAA